CCAGGUGGGCUGUGAGCUCGUCCACUCAUCUGUCUCAUUGCAAUAAAAAAAAAAUACAAAACACACUGGAGUGUUAUGAAAUCAAGGAAAAGGUUUUUGAUACAAACAAUAAAAUUAUAUAGGCGCUAAUAAAUAGUAGAGGAGUAGUAUUAAUAUUGUUUUUAAUAAAACAGGAAAACAGUUUUGUUUGUUCCUUUAGAUGGCAUUCGAAUUAUAAGCGACCAUCCUCAAAGCAAUUUGUAGUUUCUUAUAAAGUUUACGUCAAUUUGUUGUUCAGUUUGGUUUUUGAUAAAAUUAAAACAGCUAAGAAUUGAAACGUAAAAAAAUACGUUCUAAUUUAAGGACCGCGCAAUUUCUUAAUUAAAUAACUACACAGUUUCGCUAAAUAUUCAUUGCACAGGAAUUAUAUUCGUCUAAUCUAACCAAAAGAAUUGCGGCAAAUAUCUGAGGAACCUUAGGCUUGUGGAAAUUGGAAAAUGUUAUUUUUUUGCAAUUAUCAUCGCUGCUCGUUGAGCUUUCAGCGGUGAUCGUCGCGUCGUCUGUCCUCGACAGCCUUCGGGAGAGCUCGCCUGGACCCGAGCAAGUGUGACAACAGCGACAAUGAUCUCACCUACCCUUUCUGACUCAACCGUGAAUCAUAGUCGAGAAAGAGAAGGAAGAUCUCCGCCGCCUCUCUCGAUCGCAUUAUUUCCAUCCAAAUCCCGGUCGAGGCUUGAUAUUUUCCCGUAGGCUUCAGGCUUCAGUCCCUUGAAUAGCGCAGGGGGAAUUUCACAUUUCACGUCGCGCACUCGUACAGAUAACGACUUUCUCUGGAAUGAUUGAGUAACCAUUUGUUAGUGGCCUCGCGUUACGCGCUAUUUUCAAUUAACACGAUGCGGAAAUUUUAGUACGUGCAUUUCUUGUGCUAAUGUGAAGUUCAUUUCAUUCAGUAAAUACAAAAUUGUAAAUUGAUCGUGAGUAUUGACUCAAGGUGAAGUGGUCGUCGGUCGAAUGGCCGUAACAGGUUGAUCUUGUCUAAGCAUGAUUUGAAUUAAUCAGAAGGCGCCUUCGCAGACGCAUGGUGCGCGAUAAUGGGGGGGCCGCGGCGCAUGUCAAGUGCGCUGCUGCUGCCCUUCGCGUUGCUGUCGCUACCGCACACGAACGCCGCAAAUGCAACCUCCUAUCGGGAAGAGGUAGAAUCAUCAUUGCGACUUGUGCACGCGGUGGCUACAGGAGCGACCGGCGCGCUUUGCGUGACACACCGCUACGGUCGUCUACGAGCACCGCUACACACGACACGAUGGGACACGGCGCGGGCCCGAGCCGACUUGGCUGCCAGUUUAUUGCAUCAGCUCGGAUUGGAAACGGCUGAAGUACUCAUGGCGGUUUCAAAAGGCUUAGUUUUGGGAGCUAGCCCGACCGAACGUGCUGUUGGAUCGAGAGCAUUAGCUCUGAGAAGCGAUGGUGUUGUCAACAGUGCGGUCGCUUGGGAAAGAUAUGGAACCGCUGAGCCUGUUGCAGUUGUUUCACCGCAGUUGGAGAAGCCUCCGGACCCUGAAUAUCCAUGGUAUGUCUCAGCACACGAGAGCGAAUCUCUUCGCUCGCCAAAGUUCAUGCCUUCUUCUCCCGGUGCCACAAUGGAAGGAUGGUGGACUUAUCCAUACUACAGUUGCGGGGCGAAACGGUGGCUCUUAUCUUAUACCGUACCCGUCUCCACUAUACGAGGGUUAAAAGGUAUUGUUUCACUGGACAUAGACAUAUCCAAUUUGGAAAUAAACCAGUGCGAGACAGAUAUAUUUGAUGAAAAUGAUAACCAAAUAUAUUCCUUUCACGGAACUCAUAAAUGUCCCAAUGAAACUACAUACUGCGAAUACAAACAGAGUCGUGAAAUGAACGUUCGUCACACUGGUUGGGCGAGAGGAUCAUAUGUUUGUAGAUGCAGACCUGGCUUCUAUUCAAUUCAUCAUCCCGAAGGGUACAAUGGAUCUGUCAUUGAAGUCGCUUACCAAGAAUACGAAGAGAACGGAUUAGAGAACUGGAGUGCACCAUACGAAUGCCUGAAAUGUCAACCAGGAUGUAUUACAUGCCGAGGCCCCGAACCAUGCCUUGCCACCUACAACUGGCCAUUUCGGAUAUCUUUGCUAGUAAUAUCAAUGAGCUGUGUAGUGAUGACUGUAUGUCUUACAAUAUACACACGUCACCAUCGCCGAGUAAAAGUGUUCCGAGUAGCCAGUCCUGUUUUUCUCUCAAUUACUCUUCUUGGAUGUGCCAUUAUGUACAUGGAGAUGGCUGCUAUUUUCCCAGUUCUUGAUAGGUACUCCUGUAUUGCAACAAAAUGGACUCGACACAUGGGAUUUUGUAUUACAUACACAGCACUUCUCAUGAAGACUUGGAGAGUAUCCCUCACAUAUCGGGUGAAAUCAGCACACAAGUUGAAAUUAACGGAUAAACAAUUAUUGCAAUGGAUGGCUCCUAUAUUACUUAUCAUGUUGGUAUACCUUUGUACAUGGACAUUGUCUUCACCGCCUGAUGCCGAAGUCAUAAUGGACAAUAAAGGAUUGAAAUUCAAGCAGUGUGUAUAUAAUUGGUGGGAUCAUAGUUUAGCUAUAGGUGAAAUCCUUUUCCUGCUAUGGGGUGUUCGUGUUUGUUACCGUGUACGUCACGCGGAGAGCUUGUACAAUGAAGCUAAGCUAAUCUCCUUUGCAAUCUACAACAUAUUCACUGUAAAUUCCUUGAUGAUUGCCUUCCAUUUGCUGAUAUUACCACAAGCCGGUCCUGACAUAAAAUAUUUGCUGGGAUUCAUAAGAACGCAACUGUCGACUUCGACUACGGUUUUGCUCGUAUUUCUACCAAAAGUUUUACGCGUAGUUCGUGGUACGGGGGAUACGUGGGAUAGCAGGGCUCGCGCCCGAGGUGCUCCGGCUUCCUCAUCGCUAAAUGGCAUCGGGCUGGUGCCAGACGAACCCCCGGAUUUGUACCAGGAGAAUGAAGAACUUAAGGAGGAAGUACAGAAACUGGCAGCCCAAAUUGAAUACAUGAAAAUAGUACAAAUGGAGAAGAACAAUCGGCAUCUGAGACCGCGGCCCGGCGGCUACUUCACGUCCAAUACCCAAGCGCCGCAGAGCCCCAUGCACCCAAAGACCGUUUCUCAGGACAGUACAGAAUACCCGGGGCCGGUGUGACGUGUGGCGCUGAGCGAGAGCGGCUGGCUGUGGCCCGGGCCCGCGGCGCACAACGUGCUCACUGCACUCGACUGCCGUCCGCCCGCGUUUGUUUGAAUACGCAACACUCCACCGCCGCAACAUGAACACACGCACGAACAUCACGAAAUGAGGGAUUCACUCACUGUAAAAUACCAGCCCGAAUAGUGGUGCCUGUAAGUACGUAAAUUCACUUUUGUUUUAAGCAUCGGUACACUUGGCUCCAUUUUCCAUGCCAGAAAUUUGCGGAAUUAUUGGGCCAGCCAUUCGACGAAUCCGAUUUCGAAUCACGUCUACAACAUACGGCUACCGAUUGAUAAUCAUUUGAUAUAAACUUUAAGCAAACGGAAUAACUAACUAAAAGAUAUAAUAUGUCAUGUACAAAGACGAGCCUAGCUCACAUGUAUCUUUCCAAUAAACAUAUAGUAUAUUCUUAAUGAAA
Messenger RNA from Bombyx mandarina (wild silkworm), 3621 nucleotides. Its product is annotated as putative G protein-coupled receptor CG31760. NCBI's taxonomy places the organism in Eukaryota, Metazoa, Arthropoda, Insecta, Lepidoptera, Bombycidae. Gene Ontology annotation, molecular function: G protein-coupled receptor activity. Gene Ontology annotation, cellular component: membrane. Gene Ontology annotation, biological process: G protein-coupled receptor signaling pathway. The record is from RefSeq and is a predicted model, not a curated record.